AUGAUUUAAUUCCUGCUAAGUGUUUAGUUAAAAUGCAGCAACACCUUCACCCAUCGCGCCUUACAACACGACUACAAGGAUUGCCUCAAAUUCUUGGAUGGCCUAAAAACUUUGAGAUGUUCAAGGCUGUUCACGCUGCGAUGAUAGACAGUAAAUAAUAAAGCAACUAAGCAUAUCUCAAUAUGUCCCCAAAGCACUGGAACAAAUUUCAACUUGUAUCACCUCAGAGAUGGUAAGUCACUCUACCUUACUAUCUAAAAGUGAAACCAAAUCCUGGAUGCGGAUGAUUGUAACAUCCAUCAAAUUUGGUGUCUCGUGUCAGGAUUUCUAUUCUUGGCUGUCUUCAUUUUCAGACGGCUGGUGCCAUUGCUUGAAAACGCACUGUAAAACCCUGUCGUGAGCUAUUCUCAGGAAGAGAGUAACAAGCAUCACUUGGUGUAUGAGUGUACAAGCCCAGACGGGGCACAUAUGAUAAUUUCAGCAACAUGUUCCAACGUUAUUUCGAUGGUUGGACGUCAUUCAUACUUGGGAGGACAUGAAUCGCUGUAUGAACUUCUGGUAAACCUACCGUGGUUGCCACGUGUCUCUGUACUUUAGCUCAUUUGUAUAGGGAACAAAUUAAAUACAAGGAAGUGGGACUAGGCAAUUCCUAUUUUCUCCAAGAAACCAUGUCCCACACACAGAUCAAUUCUUAGGUUUUCAUAGACGUGUAUGUUUUUGCAAUGUAGGUUGGGUUGUACAGAGGUGGGAGUUUGCCCUCGUGACGAGCUCCAUGUGUUGGCUGUAUUGUUGAAGCCCAGAGUGGAAUGUGUGCUAAGUCUCUUGGCCAGAGACCAGCGGCUUUAUUGUGACCUUAAAGCACACCUCUGUAAAUGGAUCCAACCUUAUUUUAAGAGGAAAUGAUCUCCAAAUGUUAACGAUGACUUUGAAGAUGUGAUUAAUGAUGCUUCAGCAAGGUGUGUUAAAAAAAAAAAAAAAAAAACAUUGAUGAUCCUUGAUUCCAAUAUCAAAAGUCUGAUACUGACUGUCUUACAAGUCAAGCAGUUAUUUGGAAGCCGUAAACCUGCACUACCUACUUUUAAUAAAUUUUAAUAAAUAGUGAGCCCCAAAAAGUCAAACCUACAACCAGACCGAAUUUAAUUUGACUCAGCAGUAUUAACUAUGCAAUAAUGAGUGUGUAGUCAUUAGCAUUUGGCUGAGAUUCAAUAUUAAUAUUGCCUGCGAGAUGGUGGAUAGCUCCUGAACUAUUUAAGCCGCAGACCAACCAAAGACACCCAAAUCAAAACAAAGAUUGCAACAUAAAAACACUAAAAUAGUAAGUAACAUCCAUGUUACAAGGAUGGUCCGUGUGUAUUCAAUGUCAUUGCAGCUGUCAGGGCGACUCCAUCAUUAGUAAUAUGACCACAAGCUGCAUUCGAGUCUAGAUAUAAGCGGAAGUUGGUGUGAAGUAGGGCCUUGGAGUGCCCCAUCACAACAGGCUAGGUGUUCUCCGAAAGGACCCAUCCACCCUCCAACCCCCUUUCAGUGGAAAUGGACACUGCUGGUGUAUUUAUAGCCUCAGCACACAAGUGAGCUGCCUGUCUUUCAUAAGAAGGAACUAGUCAUAGCAGUCCAAGCUGGCGAAUGUUCUAGACUGACGUGUUCUCAUUCCGAAUCCUGCUCCGAAGGUCUCUCAGGAGUAUAAAAAUUAACUUUUGAGAUAAUUUUGGAUUAGUUGUAGACCGUAUUGACAGAUGUAAACGUCUUCCAGAGCGCAACCACUUGAGACGAGAUGGAGAACCCCAUCCUGCAGACGCAACCGUCCACCCUGCCGUUUUUUGACACGGCCCACGCCUUCAACCUGCUUCGAGGAAUCCAUGAGCUGCGUGCGGAGCGAAAGUUUUUUGAUGUGACUUUAUGCGCAGAGGGCCGCGAGUUCCCCUGCCACCGCACGGUGUUGGCCGCCGCCAGCACUUACUUCCGGGCUAUGUUCACCGGUACGCUACGGGAGAGCAUCAUGGACCGGGUGGUUCUACAUGAGGUUUCGGCCGAACUUCUGGGACUGCUGGUGGACUUUUGCUACACAGGACGAGUUACUGUCACGCAGGACAAUGUGGAUCUUCUGCUGAAAACGGCAGAUCUGUUUCAGUUCCCGUCUGUCAAAGAGGCCUGCUGCGCUUUCCUAGAACAGCGUCUGGAUGUUUCCAACUGCUUGGAAAUCCAGGACUUUGCAGAGGCCUAUGCUUGCCGAGAGCUGGCGGCCAGCGCACGCCGCUUUGUCCUCAAAAAUUUAAUGGAUCUUGCGAAAGGGAAAGACUUUGAACGCUUACCUUGGAAGCGUCUUCUUGAGUUUGUGUCUGAUGAUGAGCUGUGCGUAGACAAAGAGGAGACUGUGUAUCAGAUCGCAGUGCGCUGGGUAAAGGCCGACCUUCAGCGGAGACUUCACUAUUGGCCCGAGCUCCUCCAGCAGGUACGACUCCCUUUUGUCAGGAGAUUCUUCCUUUUGGCCCAUGUGGAGAGCGACCCCCUCGUAUACCUUUCGCCCACCUGCCUCCGUAUGGUGAACGAGGCCCGUAGCUUCCAGUCCAGCGAGUAUGACCGCCACGACAGACCCUGCCGCCGCAUGCGUCCACGGCCAUCCACUGGACUGGCUGAGAUCCUGGUGGUGGUGGGAGGUUGCGACCAGGACUGUGACGAGCUAGUCACAGUGGACUGCUUCAACCCGCAGACGGGCCAAUGGCGAUACCUGGCGGAGUUCCCGGACCACCUCGGUGGGGGCUACAGCAUAGCUGCCCUCGGGAAUGAUAUGUAUGUCACAGGUGGCUCUGACGGCUCCCGCCUCUAUGACGGCGUGUGGCGCUAUAAGUCCAGCGUCAACGAAUGGACGGAGGUGUCGCCCAUGCUGAAAGCGCGCGAGUACCACAGCUCGUGCGUGCUGAAAGGUCAGCUGUACGUGGUGGCGUCAGACAGCACCGAGCGUUACGACCACACGCUGGACUGCUGGGAGGCCUUGCCACCCAUGCUGCACUCUAUGGACAACUGCUCCACCACCACAUGCAACGGACGCCUGUACGCUAUCGGCUGUCUCGCCGGGGAAGACACCAUGGCCGUCCAGAGCUACGAGCCAGACAGCAAACGGUGGUCCAUGGUCAACUGCGGACAGCUGCCGCCGUGGUCUUUCACCCCUAAAACGGUGACCCUCAACGGCCUCAUCUUCUUUGUGAGGGAUGACUCGGCAGAGGUCGACGUUUACAACCCCCCGAAGAACGAGUGGGAUAAGAUUUGUCCAAUGAACCAGGUCCAUGUCGGAGGCAGCGUGGCGGCACUAGGCGGCAGGCUUUUUGUAUCCGGCGGUUACGACAACACGUUUGAGCUGUCGGACGUAGUGGAAGCGUAUGACCCGGACACUCGCACAUGGAGUGUCGCGGGCCGGCUGCCUCAACCCACCUUCUGGCACGGCAGCGUCAGCAUAUUCCGACAGUUCAUGCCUCUGGUGUCGAACGCCUUUGAGCCGGCCAGCGCGCCGGACGCCAACGCCAUCCAACUGCACCGGCAUCAGCGUCACCAAGCCAUACACAACCUGAAUAACAAUGUCAACCAGGACGUGAAUGCGGCCCACUGACUUUCCAGUGACCCAUCCCCACGCUGUCUGCUUACCCUGACUUUACCUCAUCACAAUGCUGCAACAUGAAUGUCAACUGACGUUUGGUGACUGAAGGAUUUGAAAGGAGAUCUGAGCCUCAGGCCUGAAAUUGUUACCAUCUAUGUACAAGCAUGAGAAAAACAUCACCUGCAUGCUGUUCUAGUUAUUUGUGAAGAGACCACCUAGAGCUAGGGCUAAACGAUUCCUGUGAUUAUGUCAUGAAAUGAUUCAAGAAAUCUAAAUUGGAUGGUCACUCGAACAGAUUGUGAACACUGUUGGUUGGUGUUCUCACUAACAUUGUGGCGGAAUUGGUGUAAAAGUGGUGACGAUUGGCCGACUAAAUGAGGGUUUUGCGCUCUUGGUAGUUUGAGAGCACUGCAACACAAAUUGAAGUUUGAAGUGAUGUAAUUGGAAGUGUUUGUGGAAGAGGCAAACAAACAUUACCGAAUGACAGAAAAGCAACAUUAUCUAUCACUCGUAUAAUUCUGAGGAAGCCAGCAAGCACAUUAAACCAGGUUUAAUUUUUGUUUUCUUGAAUAUGGGGCAUGUGACUGCACAUCACAUUUAAAACAGCACACACAACACAAAAAAAACUUUGCCUCACGUUUAGUCCGUGAGCUCUGUCCCCCCCCCCACCCCCCCAACACACACACGCAUUCCAAAACAUGUUAGGUUGACAAAAGACUCUUAAGUAGCCUAUUGGUUUAACAAAUACAUUUGGGUCACAUCACCUUUUUGUUUUACAUGCAUGUACAUGAAAUUUAAAUCUUCAUGGAGCAGCGGCACCCAAAGAAUAGUUUUUAAAAAAUGAAUUACACUGGGCAACAUACAAUUUUAAACAUAUUGCUUUUUGUCCCUAUACAUUUUUGGUGCUGAUUUCUAGCUCAUCAGGUUUUUAAGAUUUUCAUUUUUGGGGGUUUGACCUGCUGCGGUCCAUGGAUGAACCUGCCAAUCUACUGUUUUG
This is a messenger RNA of Hippocampus zosterae (dwarf seahorse), 4586 nucleotides long. It is a transcript of the gene klhl21, whose product is annotated as kelch-like family member 21. Gene Ontology annotation, biological process: protein ubiquitination. The transcript has 5 exons. Lineage: Eukaryota; Metazoa; Chordata; Actinopteri; Syngnathiformes; Syngnathidae. The record is from RefSeq and is a predicted model, not a curated record. Bases 1772 to 3601 code for a protein of 609 amino acids. Gene Ontology annotation, molecular function: protein binding.